GUGGAAGUGGAAUCGCCCAAGUUUGUUGACAUUUGAGAACUUCCUUUCGGCUGUGUAUACAACAUGUGGAUGGCAAAGGAGAUAUAUUUACCCAUAUGCUGACAUAAAAUACCGGGUUUGUGGGAUCUUUUCUGUCAUGGGUCAGAAAUCAUCAAAACCGAGAGACUUGGAUGGGGAACCUUCCCCCACACCUCGCAAGUCUCCGAAGCGGGGAGGAAUGAGGCACCAUGAGAGAGCAGAAGUAGCCUCCCCGCUGAGAUCAGAGUCCGCUCCCGUUAUGGAGCAGAGAUCCAGUAUAGGGGACUCGCCAAGUCUUCCGAAGAGCAGGUCCUUAAAUAUGGCGUCUUCUAGCUCGGAACAAGAAACAGACUAUGAUCAGCAAGACACAGACUAUGAGCAAAAGGAAAAUGUUCCUCAGACGUGGACAGAAAAAUCCAUUCCUGAUAGUCCCCUAAGAAUGAACGGCACUGGCACAGAGCCAUUAACACCAAAGACAGUCAAUGGAGGUAUGCUUCCUCGGGCGGCCUCUACACCAGCAGCCUAUGGGAUGUUAUGUACAGAACAAUUACAUAUAAACACAGAUUCUGACCAGGACCACACAGAUCAAAGUGAUGAUGAAGCCUUAACACCUGUCAGCCAGGACUACUAUGAAAAGAAGGCAGUUCUAGACUAUGGAAAGUUUUACAAUACUAGUUACCUGGGUGAAGGGAAGAGCAACUACCUGAAGAAGGCCCCCCUAAAUCCCCGCCAGGAACACACCUCCCCCCACUUCCACCGGCCAGUCAACUUCUCUUACUCUAGGGACAAACCAGAAUUUUUGAAACCCAAGAAAAGUGGUAUGGCUGCCUUAGCUACUGGCACGAAAGUGGUGGUAAAGCGAACGAGGCGGGUUUCCUCUUCCUCUGAGCUCCGGAAUGAGGAGGCUGUGAGGAUGAGCAUGUUCCCCGCUGCCAAGCCCCCACCCCCCAAUGAGAUCACCAAGAUAGAAAGAGAGGACUGGCCUGGACCUCCAUGUCCAGCGGCCAUUCUACCAGAAAUAUUGAGACAGCGACGUAAAAGUCGCGGUGAAACAGAUGAAGAGGAUGAAGAAAUGCCCCCAGAGGACCCUAAAAUUACCAAAGAAAUAGAGGAACUCUCCAAAUUUAAAGACCAGUCUGGUAUAGGCAAAAUUAUAUAUAAAGAACUGGAGGAAAAGCGAGCACAUCCUGUGAAGGCUUUAGAUCCAUGGAAAGCUUCUAGAGUGCCAAGUGCUGAUCAUGAACCUCGAUACAGCACACGGUACCAGUCCCCAAUGUUUGCCUCUCCCUCUAGAUUCCUGGAUCGACCACGUCGGUAUUGGGAUGAUAGUGAUAUAUCACGAGGCUAUAGAACCAUGUCCACACAUCCAGUACGAAGAACUAGUUAUUCUCUCACUCCAAGGGCUGCCACUCUUCCUGUUUCGGGCACUUUUGGAGGUCAUCUUAGCUAUAGAUACUAUGAUUUUGAAGAUCUGGGAUCCAGGAGUCAUCCUUCAGCAACUUCUUCUUCCACAGUUAAUACAGAGCAAGAAUCUUUUGCGACUUCCAGUAUAUUAGGAGGCCAAGGUAUAUCUAUAAUUUCUCUACAGAGAAGUACGUGGCACACAGAAGCUGACCCCCCGAUCUAUCCAUAUGAUAAGCUGAAGAUUAGUAAUUUCGACUUGCCUAAAGAUGUGGAUAGAAAUAUGCUGGAGAUUCAUUUACGUCCAGAGGACUUUAAUCAACUGUUCAAAAUGGAUAGGGAACACUUCACAAGACUACCAGAAUGGAAGCGUAAUGACCUGAAAAGGAAAGCAGACCUAUUUUAAUUCCUUAGACCAGCAUCAUCCAAGUGAUACAAUGCAAGAUGUUUUAUUAAUUUGAAAUAUGAUUUAUUUGCUUAAAUCAUGUUACCUCUGCCUUAGUAGGAUAUUGUGGAUAUGUGG
This is a messenger RNA of Saccostrea echinata, 1942 nucleotides long. RefSeq lists its product as uncharacterized. Gene Ontology annotation, molecular function: actin filament binding. The transcript has 14 exons. Gene Ontology annotation, biological process: cytoskeleton organization; lamellipodium assembly. The record is from RefSeq and is a predicted model, not a curated record. NCBI's taxonomy places the organism in Eukaryota, Metazoa, Mollusca, Bivalvia, Ostreida, Ostreidae. Bases 137 to 1825 code for a protein of 562 amino acids. Gene Ontology annotation, cellular component: actin cytoskeleton.